AUGGAUAGAUGGGAUAGAGGAUCCUAUGAAAGAUUAAGUAUAAGAGAAUCCGCACAAUGUCUAAAAAAAUACGGUAGCACUAACAAGCGUGUAACUAAGAAUGAAUCUUACAUAAAACACUAUGUAACAAAUACUGACACCUUACAAGGUAUUGCCCUCAAAUAUAAUGUUACGAUCGAACAAAUACGAAGAGCAAACAAACUAUGGACAUCCGAUAGCUUAUUUUUAAGAGAAUUUUUAUUAAUCCCCAGCGAAGAAUCUUCUAGCUCGAACAUUAGUCAAGAACAACCACAGGCCUUGUCUCAAUCGACUGUCACUUCUCCAUGCAGCUCUAGUUUCGAUGAGGAGGACAUAGAUGGGUUCCUAAAUAAAAUAGACGCAGCAAUAGCAUCGAACAAACAGGGUGUAGAAAAAACCACAAGAAAUAGCGAAUUUGCCAGUAGUGUAGAACAAGCAGAUAGACGACAACCUGCCGUCUCUAGGAUGAAACAAUUAGUAAAUAAUAAUACAAAUCCGUUAGGCUCAGAACAAAAUAAUCCAUCUCAUCCAAACGCAGUUGUAAUUCAACAAGGGAACAAAGUAAGAACAUCAUUAAGGCAGCACGAACGACAACAAGAUGAACUGUUCCAACUCUAG
Messenger RNA from Diabrotica balteata, 636 nucleotides. Lineage: Eukaryota; Metazoa; Arthropoda; Insecta; Coleoptera; Chrysomelidae. The record is from the annotation of a GenBank genome assembly.